Molecule: messenger RNA, 531 nt
Organism: Nerophis lumbriciformis (worm pipefish)
Lineage: Eukaryota; Metazoa; Chordata; Actinopteri; Syngnathiformes; Syngnathidae
Source: RefSeq, a predicted model, not a curated record
AUGAACGGGAAGUCGGCCCAUGGCUCGGCGGGAGGAAUGGCGUGCAUCGACGGGCUGCCGCCGCUGCCCAAGAGCCUGAGCGGCUUGCUCAACUCGAGCGGCGGCUCGUGGAGGGACAUGGAGCGGAUGUACUUGAAGAAGACCAUGAUCCAGGACGACCUGAGCCGAGGCCGGAAUAACGCCGACAGCCUGCUGGCCAGCAAGCCGGCUAACCUCGACGCCGCCCUGGCUUUGCUGAGGAAAGAGAUGGUGGGCUUACGUCAGCAGGACAUGUCCCUGCUGUGCCAGCUGUGGUCGCUGCACGAGUCCAUCCAAGAGUACAAGGGCAGCUGCCAGGACUUGAGCGCCGCCUCGGGCCUAGGCAUGAUGGAAAACGGCUACUUCGACGAAGACGACGAGUACUAUCCGGAACCGGGCGCCACUCCCACCGGCGAGCACCCCGACGGCGAAGGGUUAGUUGAGUCGGCGGACGGAAGCGAGGCGGGGGUCAGCAAAGACGACAGCUGGGAAUCCUUUCGCGUCACCAUCUGA